This is a messenger RNA of Salvelinus fontinalis (brook trout), 1286 nucleotides long. RefSeq names its product short transient receptor potential channel 5-like. Bases 322 to 1257 code for a protein of 311 amino acids. Lineage: Eukaryota; Metazoa; Chordata; Actinopteri; Salmoniformes; Salmonidae. The record is from RefSeq and is a predicted model, not a curated record. Gene Ontology annotation, cellular component: membrane; cation channel complex. The transcript is spliced from 6 exons. Gene Ontology annotation, molecular function: protein binding; inositol 1,4,5 trisphosphate binding; store-operated calcium channel activity. Gene Ontology annotation, biological process: manganese ion transport; calcium ion transmembrane transport; regulation of cytosolic calcium ion concentration.
GAGAGAGAGAGAGAGAGAGAGAGAGAGAGACAGAGACAGAGACAGAGACAGAGAGAGAGAGAGAGAGAGAGAGAGAGAGAGAGAGAGACAGAGAGAGAGAGAGAGGGCUCACCACUCCACUCCGGUAGACGCAGCAUGAAAGCAUGCCCGAAGCGGAGAGUGGUGGACACAGAUUCCUCCUCGGACUUGGUGGCGAUAGGAUGACCUGAACCGCGCGGAAAAUACGCACCUUUUCCCGCCAGAGGAAGACUCUAGACCCGGUGACGAUCUGUUCAGGACGUUAUAACAGAAGGAAGAAGGAAACCAAAUCAGCCAGGCAAGAUGAAUCCAAUGGCUCAGCUGUAUUAUAAGAAGGUGAGUUACUCUCCGUACCGGGACAGAAUCCCACUGCAGAUUGUUCGGGCUGAGUUGGAGCUCUCUGCUGAGGAGAGGGCCUACCUCACCGCUGUAGAGAAAGGGGACUAUGCAGGUGUGAAACAUGCUCUGCACGAGGCGGAGGUAUACUACAAUAUAGAUGUGAACUGUCUGGACCCUCUGGGGCGGAGCGCGCUGCUCAUCGCUAUCGAGAACGAGAACCUGGAGGUGAUGGAGCUACUUCUGGACCAUGGGGUUGCUACGGGAGACGCCUUACUCUACGCCAUACGGAAAGAGGUGGUGGGGGCCGUGGAGUUGCUGCUGUCUCAUAGGAGACCUGGUGGAGAGAAACAGGUCCCUUCUCUGAUGAUGGACAGUCAGUUCUCAGAGUUUACUCCAGACAUUACUCCUGUUAUCCUGGCAGCUCACACCAACAACUAUGAGAUCAUUAAACUGCUGGUCCAGAGGAAAGUGACCAUCCCCAAGCCUCACCAGAUACGAUGUGACUGUGUCCAGUGUGUUUCUAGUUCUGAGGUAGACAGCCUGCGUCACUCCAGGUCUCGUCUGAACAUCUAUAAGGCACUGGCCUCUCCCUCUCUCAUCUCUCUCUCCAGUGAAGACCCCAUCCUCACUGCCUUCAGACUGGGCUGGGAACUCAAAGAACUCAGCAAGGUGGAGAAUGAGUUCUGUCAGGAGUAUGAGGAACUUUCCCAGCAGUGUAAGCUGUUUGCUAAAGACCUGCUGGACCAGGCUAGGAGCAGCAGAGAGCUGGAGACUAUUCUGAACCACAGAGAUGACAGUGAAGAACUGGACUCCAGAGAGACCAGCCAUCAUGACCUGGCCAAACUCAAACUGGCUAUCAAGUACCAACACAAAGAGGUAGGAGACUCUAACUACUGUUAGUUUAGUCCUGGUUUAGUGGUAGGAGACUA